UUUUAUAGUUGCCUUUGCCGGAUGUUGCGUAACAGAAGAAGCGCGAGUUUUCCGGAUGCGUCUGACGUCACCAUGCGUUUGUUGUAAACAUGGCGUCUGUGACAACAGCCACUUCUGAGUGGAUUCAGUUUUUUAAAGAUGCAGGGAUCCCAGCUGGUCUUGCCGUCACUUAUGCAGUUUCCUUUGUUGACCACAGAAUUCAGAAGAACAUGCUGAUGGACCUCAGUAAAGACAUAAUGAUGGACCUUGGCAUUACAGUCAUUGGUGACAUCAUUGCCAUUCUUAAACAUGCCAAGCAAGUCUACAGACAGGACAUGUGCAAAAUGGCAACUGAGGCCAUCUCCUCUGGACAGACCAGUGUUCAAGCAGAACUUAGAAGAACCGCCAAUACUCCUGCUACUCGUAUGAUUGCCAAUGCCUUGAGCCACGAUUCACCACCAGCCACACCAGCUCGCCGAACUGACAACCGCCUCUCCGUUACAGUGUCUAACACACAAGCAAACAAGAAUAACAAAGCAGUUGUAAGCCAGCCUGCUGAUGAGGGGAACUGUUUGUCCGCAAUGAAGCGGCGACGUGUGACGGCAGAAAUGGAAGGCAAGUACAUCAUCAACAUGCCCAAAGGCACCACUCCUCGUACACGUCGAAUCCUAGCCCAGCAGGCCAAAAAAGGUUUGAAGCGUACCUCUGUAUUUGAAAGACUCGGAGCUGAAUCGAGGGCAGACACAACAAAUAACAGCAAGCCCACUGGCGUGUUCAGUCGCCUCGAUGGAGGGGAUGAAAGUGAAGACACAACAAAGCCAGGAAAUAUAACUGCAAACAUAAAUAAAGAUGAUGAGGAUGAUAGUGAUGGAGAAGGCUCUGUCCUCCAGUAUGCCGGUGUCCUCAAGAAACUUCCUCCAUCCCAGAAGAAAGAGCUGGCCACAAAAGCAGCACCAACCACCCUGCGACGUCUAGGCAGCAAAUUUAAACUACCUCCCUCUGAUUCUCCCACAUCCUCCUCUACCUCUUCCCAGAAUGGUGUCCCACCUGCUAAGAUGAGUGUUCUUCAGAGACUGGGCAAGCUCCCCGCCACAAAUGCUGCUGUGUCUUCAACACCCGCUGACACACAGGACAACAGGGUGACCAGCACUAGACCCAGAGUACAGGAAAGAGCCACUAUAGCAAGCUCCAAGGUCAGCAGCAGCACUGGGGCUGGGGGAGCAGCAGCAGCAGGAGAGUCUGGGGGGGCUAAAAUGGACGUCAAGGCUGUCAGUGUUUUUAAGCGACUGGGCAACAAGAAAACCUAACACACUUGGUAGAAAUGAUAUUUUCUUUCUAUACAUUCUGUAAAGUGUUUUAUCCACACCUUUCUUGCAUUUACCUUGUUAUAUGCGAGACUGCAAAUGAUUAUUUACUGGUUUGUUUGUUUAGUUUGGUCUUGGCCUGGGUGUAUGGAAAGUUCAAAUGCAGCUGCUAUUAAAAAGUCAUUUAUUUAGUGUAUAUUUUUCUAAUAAUGAAGACUUGCUGUGUUUUGUUGUGCUACCAGUAGGCUAUUUAUCAUGUCUCAGUCAUAUUUAGUCAUAUCUGCCAUUUACUGUAUGUUAGAAGUAUGUAGUUUACUAUAUUUGUGAGCUUAAGGUAUGAGCAUGACAUGAGCUGCCAUGAUGGUGGUUUUAAUUUUCCCUGGUAACUCGUCAUGUAGGGAUUCUGCUGCCUAAACUUCCCUUUUCUGAGAUUCUCUUGGCUAAAUAUAGUUGAGCAGUAGAAAGUGCUGGUCCUCCUAUUCAAAUUAUGAUAUCUUUUUCUUUUUUAAUUGCUGCUUGAAUUCUGCCUGAAUGUUAAAUAGUUCUCAAAAAUAUUAAAUGUAGACGUUAAAUACAUAGGACAGCACACAGACACCAGACGAAGAGGACAUAUAUAUAUAUAUAGAUAUAUAUAUACAUAUAUAUAUAUAUAUAUACACACACACACACACACACAGAGGCAAACAGGAAACAGAUGACAAAGAUCAACCUCAUCAAACACUUCCAACUUCUCCACCACAGUACAAAGUAUUUUCUAUCAUCUACUUGAAAACCAGGUUGGUAGAAUAUUACUUAUUUUAAGAUGCACUGUAUAGAUUUGGUAGUCUUGAUUUCUUUUCAGAACAGAAUCUGUUCUGAUGCUUAUUUUUCUAUGUGGACAUUCUACUAUUGUGUCCAAGUAAAGAACCUCAGAGGUGCCAUCAGGCUUGGUGUCAGGGGCCACUGUACUUAAGCUCCAGUACUUGACUCAACCUAUUUAUGUGUCAUUCACGCCAGAACUUUUCACACUGUAAAUAUUUAGAAAUGUUUUUUAUUGCUUUUAGACACAAAAAAGAGCAAUGUUUAACAUUGAGGAAAAGAUGUUCUAAAUUUUGAACAAAAUGUGCUUGAAAAACGAUUAAAUCAGAGAUGUUUCCA
Molecule: messenger RNA, 2420 nt
Organism: Melanotaenia boesemani (Boeseman's rainbowfish)
Lineage: Eukaryota; Metazoa; Chordata; Actinopteri; Atheriniformes; Melanotaeniidae
Gene: c9h19orf47
Product: chromosome 9 C19orf47 homolog
Exons: 8
Coding region: 90-1286 (398 amino acids)
Cellular component (GO): nucleus
Source: RefSeq, a predicted model, not a curated record